AUGCUGCCCCUCCCUCACUCUGAUGACAGUGUUAGUCUCCUCUACAGCAGGAUGCUGCCCCUCCCUCACUCUGAUGACAGUGUUAGUCUCCUCUACAGCAGGAUGCUGCCCCUCCCUCACUCUGAUGACAGUGUUAGUCUCCUCUACAGCAGGAUGCUGCCCCUCCCUCACUCUGAUGACAGUGUUAGUCUCCUCUACAGCAGGAUGCUGCCCCUCCCUCACUCUGAUGACAGUGUUAGUCUCCUCUACAGCAGGAUGCUGCCCCUCCCUCACUCUGAUGACAGUGUUAGUCUCCUCUACAGCAGGAUGCUGCCCCUCCCUCACUCUGAUGACAGUGUUAGUCUCCUCUACAGCAGGAUGCUGCCCCUCCCUCACUCUGAUGACAGUGUUAGUCUCCUCUACAGCAGGAUGCUGCCCCUCCCUCACUCUGAUGACAGUGUUAGUCUCCUCUACAGCAGGAUGCUGCCCCUCCCUCACUCUGAUGACAGUGUUAGUCUCCUCUACAGCAGGAUGCUGCCCCUCCCUCACUCUGAUGACAGUGUUAGUCUCCUCUACAGCAGGAUGCUGCCCCUCCCUCACUCUGAUGACAGUGUUAGUCUCCUCUACAGCAGGAUGCUGCCCCUCCCUCACUCUGAUGACAGUGUUAGUCUCCUCUACAGCAGGAUGCUGCCCUCCCUCACUCUGAUGACAGUGUUAGUCUCCUCUACAGCAGGAUGCUGCCCCUCCCUCACUCUGAUGACAGUGUUAGUCUCCUCUACAGCAGGAUGCUGCCCCUCCCUCACUCUGAUGACAGUGUUAGUCUCCUCUACAGCAGGAUGCUGCCCCUCCCUCACUCUGAUGACAGUGUUAGUCUCCUCUACAGCAGGAUGCUGCCCUCCCUCACUCUGA
Molecule: messenger RNA, 888 nt
Organism: Knipowitschia caucasica
Lineage: Eukaryota; Metazoa; Chordata; Actinopteri; Gobiiformes; Gobiidae
Source: the annotation of a GenBank genome assembly